Molecule: messenger RNA, 3717 nt
Organism: Leptosia nina
Lineage: Eukaryota; Metazoa; Arthropoda; Insecta; Lepidoptera; Pieridae
Source: the annotation of a GenBank genome assembly
AUGCUUUGUACCACUAUGUGUAUACCGUACAGAGUCGUUAUGUUCAUUUUUGGUGGGAUUUUGGGCUUCUUCGCCCACCGCUAUCCCGCUUUUAAGCCCUUCGUUUCUAUUUGUUACAUGGAUGUGGAUAUUCUACUGACAAUCUUUCUGCCGAUAAUUCUCUUCUUUACAUCGUAUAGCGUCGAUUCUCAUUCCUUCUGGCGGACUUUCCCCCAAAUUUUAUUAGUUGGUGUCGCUGGUGUGCUCCUAACUGCGUUAAUAGCGGCCUUUAUGGCGUACUAUCUGAUAGAAUCCUCGUGGAACUUCGCAACCGCUGCACUAUUUGGUAUCGUCUGUUCUCCCAUAUAUCCCGUGGAAAUCGUGACGCAGCUAAAAGAAUUGACCAAGGGAAAGAACAUCAGCGUUCUUCUCCUGGGUGAAGGUCUGAUCGGUGAUGCGACUGUGAUGAUAGAAUUCACCGCUGUGUUUGGGUAUUUGGCGCUGGCGUUGACGGACGCUUCGCAAAUGUCAAUUAUGCUUAUACGAUUCGCUGGUGGGGGUGCCUUACUGGGUUUAGUCAUGGGGAAGAUUACUGCUGGACUAUUGUCUAUAACGUAUUACGACUUACUGUGUUCCGUCACAGUGACGUUAGCGGGUGCGUACCUAACGUACUACGUGGGCGAGAAAUUCUUCUACGUAUCCGGUUUGUUGGGGACGAUUAUAGCUGGCGUGAUGGUCAGUAAGCGGAAGUCAACGGUUUCUGUUGAGGUGGAGCAAGUUGUCUCGCAUUUUUGGAGGAUAUUAUCGCAUAUAGCGAAUACCCUGGUCUUCACUAUAGUGGGGGUGGUGAUAUUUGAGAAGGUAUCCUAUAUCAUAACCGUACGGCAAGUGGCCUUGGUGUUUGUCACUUAUACGACAGUGUAUGCAUCAAGGUUGUUGGUGUACGCAGCUAUGACCCCUGUGUUAAGGCGUAUAGGGUAUGGAAUGUCGUGGCAGCACGCGUUGGCUUGUGUUUGGGGUGGUCUGCGAGGACCGCUGUCGUUAUGCUUGGCUCUGAUUGUGAUGGAGACGCCCAUGGUGGCUGAUGCUGGCGAAAUAUUCAUAAUCCAAACGGCUGGCCUCGUCCUUCUUUCGCUGCUGAUAAAUGCUACCACCAUCACCAAAGUGCUCAAGAUCCUCGGCCUCGCAGAAAUCUCUCUCGCGAAGAAGGCAAACAUGACGAACUGCGUCAAGCGGGUCAUGAUGACUAGGGAUAGAUGUAUCUCCAUGCUGAAGAUGGACAAGUUCCUGGCUGAUGCCAAUUGGGAUCUUGUACAAGCUAAUACCACAAUAAAGCAUCCAUACCAACUGCAGAUGUCUGGUCGAGACGAAGAUAGUGAUGACGAUGCGUACAUGGGGUACCAUUACACCACUUGUCCUGACUGCGAAAGGGAGAUACCGAACGAACCGACCAAGAAGGAGAUAGCUGAAAUGAUGAGAGAGGCAAAUCAAAGAGUACUUAAAGCUAUGAAGAUUUCCUACUGGAGACAGUAUGAGCAUGGCAAAAUAAGCAAAGACGGGGUGAGGACGCUAGUGCAGGCAGUCGAGGUGGCCGCUGAUUCUGAUGAUGGAAAAAUUAAUCUGGAACAGCUGGGGACACUUUGGAAACCUAAGGCACACGCAAUCUGGCUUCGGCGCAAACUGGUGGAUAUGCUGAUGCCAGACGCAGCGAACGCAAACGUACCGCGUCAUCCGUGGCGCCAGUACUGCUACAGGAUGGUUUCCAGUGUUUGGUUCGACGGAUUCAUAUACGUCAUGAUUCUUUGUAACACACCGGUUAUACUUUGUGAAGUGGCUUUGCGAGGGCCCGUCUCUAGGGCCGCCACUAUCGCUAUCAAGUCGUUGAAUUUAUUUUUCUACAUAAUAUACGUCUUGGAGAUGCUCAUAAAGUUUUACGCUUUAACGAUUCGCGGGUAUUUCAAGUCGCACUGGAACAAGUUGGACUUCUUCAUCAUUGUCAUGGCGACGGGAGACUUGAUCCUGGACAUCAUAGAUUCAGUCACCCCGUGGAACAAAUGGAGCAACUUGAAUUCCAGCGUAUUGACGGCGACCAAACUCUUGCGCAUGUUGAGAUUCUUGCGACUGUGUAAAUUGGCAAGAGUGUCAGUGCCAAAAAUAAUGGCGUAUAUAGACAGAAUGAUCGACAUACAGCUGGCGUUCGGAUAUGACGUCGGAAAGGGUUUUGUGACAGGUGAAACGGAGGUUUGCAAUCUGCUGCCUCAACUUGUUGACAAUCUUCAGAUACAAGAAACGCUCUACAAUAAGUUGGAGGCCGACAGAUUAAUAGUGACUAGACAAUUGGGCCUUUUGCAAAGAGACAGGCCGUGGACAGCGAUAACUGUUAAGACGAGACAGGCCACCACGUCCACGCUCAACAUAAUGCUAUCUGACGCUAUGCAGUUAAAGGAAGAAGGUUUCCUUGACGAGAUGGAGUAUCGGUUACUAGUGACUGCUAUACAGGAGAGGGUACAAUCUAUUCGCCACAAAGGCAGUUUGGUGGCUCCAUCUUCUCCUGAGACUCAAUUGCGAUCUAUAUCAUGGCUUCAAGGGAACGAGAGAGUAGCAGACUUCUUCAUAGAGAACUCGGAGAUUCACAACUAUAAUAUUAACGAUGUGUUAAUAUCGAGAGGCGAUCAGCCAAAGGGUCUUUACAUAUUAGUAUCUGGAUUAUGUGAGGCCAAAUAUACUCCACCCGAAGAAGACAUGGAUGAAGCCAUUCCUAAUUAUGAAUUUCUCACCGAUCUCAAAUUUUCCGAGCCCAGUCAGGAGUAUAUUGUCUCUGGGAACGCUAUUGGUGUACUUGGAGUGUUAACAAGUCGCCCAUACAACUACACAGUGCGCUGCGACUCGGCCGUCCAAGCGUAUUACAUUACUAUGCCAGUUGUCAAAGAGGCGUUUAAUCUUGCGCCACAUCCUAUUAUGGGGUUAGAAGCAGCGAUGUGGCGCGAAAUCGGUAUCAAGUUAUCCCUGAUGGUGUUACCCAGCGUCCCGGCUUAUCACUCUUGGUCGAGCGAGAAGAUUAGCAUGAGGUUGGAGCAUGCUUUUGUCCCGUGCUUGAAAGCUUUUAAGGUUUUCGUCGUGAGCGAGUUGAUGGAAGAUAUAGUGUUGCUUGAUGGUGUCUGCCAGGAUAUGGCCACCAGAGAAGUGUUUCAGCCUCCCAGCUAUAUACCUAGGACGGCACACCGCCUCAUAUUCCCAAAGUCGUCCCAGCUCGUGGUCUCUGGCCAAUGUCCGGAGACCAAGCUGCUGAUAGUGCCAGCCAAAGACACCGAUGAGCUAGACAUUAUGGAAGAUGAGCUGGAUGACUUGCAGUGUGAAUUGGUUUCAAACGCGUCGUCACGUUGCCUCUACCAUAAAGUUAUAAGGAAGUUGUCAGCAGAGUCGCGCAACAAGAGUGUGAUGCGCGGGCGCAAGCGAAAACGGGCUGGCGCCAAAAGAGUCAACUAUAGGGAUUCUGUUUGGGGGAAACAAAAUUCCACAUCUACCUUGCCUAUGGGUUCCCCUAGUGAAAAGGAGUUUUCCAAGUAUUUCAAACCCACUCUAGAUGAUGUGCCUGAAAAGCUGCAGUCCACAAAUAAUGAUGAGACAAACCAAUCUUAUUCAAAUUCAAGACAUCAGUCGACAAGAUUGGAUUCAGAACAAGAGAUAUACAACACAAUGCUCAACAAAACAAAGAGGAAAUCCUCAGACCUUAAAUAA